Messenger RNA from Penicillium angulare, 438 nucleotides. RefSeq lists its product as uncharacterized. NCBI's taxonomy places the organism in Eukaryota, Fungi, Ascomycota, Eurotiomycetes, Eurotiales, Aspergillaceae. The record is from RefSeq and is a predicted model, not a curated record. Bases 1 to 438 code for a protein of 145 amino acids. The transcript has a single exon.
AUGCAGUUCUCUCAGCUUCUUCUCGCCACCAUCUUCGCCGCCCCAGCCGUCCUGGCUGCUCCCGUGGCUGGUGUCUCCAUGAUGGCUACUGCCUCCACCUGGACCAUCGACAACAUGAAGCGUGUCUGCAACGCCGCCGACACCUCCUGCACCUGGACCUUCGGCAUUGCCACUGGCUCCGGUACUGCUCAGUCUUGCACCUACGUCGUGAAGGGCGCUGAUGCCUCCGAGCUCAACGGCGGCCCCACCACCUGCGGUGACUUCACCAUCACCUCUGGCUGGAGCGGUCAAUUCGGUGCUGGUGCCGGUUUCACCACCCUGUCUGUUGUUGACAACAAGACCCGCCAGAUUGUCUGGCCUGCUUACACCGACAAGCAGCUUGCUGCUGGUAAGGUUGUCAAGCCCGACCAGAGCUACACCCCCGCCAACCUUCCUUAA